AUGGCUUCUCCCUUGGGGAGUGGUACCUCCUCGGCCUCCACCCAGCACGCCAACUCAGUGUCUGAAGGGGCUCUCCCACCGGCGGCAGAGCAAAGGAAGCGGAAGCGAAUGUUGUCCAACAGGGAGUCGGCGAGGCGGUCCCGAAUGCGCAAGCGGAAGCAACUCGGCGACCUGGCGGCGCAGGCGUUGCGUCUCGGUGAGGAGAACCUACAGAUCCUCGCUAACCUCAAGGUGGUCGGGCGGCGCCGCCUCGCGGUACAGUCGGAGAACGCCGUGCUGAGGGCACGGCUUGUGGAGUUGAGCCGCCGGUUGCAGUCUCUUGAGGAGAUACUCCAGCCAGCCGUGGGGGACGGCAGCAGGUUUCUCUGUGAGGGGCCUGCGGCUGCUGUCGACGGCGGCAGGUUCAUGAACCAGUGGGGCUUCUCCUCCUUUGGCAGACAGGCCGUCGUGGCGGCCACCGACGUAUUCCAUUACUGA
Spirodela intermedia is the source of this 477-nucleotide messenger RNA. Lineage: Eukaryota; Viridiplantae; Streptophyta; Magnoliopsida; Alismatales; Araceae. The record is from the annotation of a GenBank genome assembly.